Molecule: messenger RNA, 2842 nt
Organism: Monascus purpureus
Lineage: Eukaryota; Fungi; Ascomycota; Eurotiomycetes; Eurotiales; Aspergillaceae
Source: the annotation of a GenBank genome assembly
CUGGGCUGCAGCUAAAAAGCAGGUAGAGGAGGAAGAGGUAGGGGCUGAUGUAAAAGAAUCUGUCUCCAACCAGGUUCAGGCUUCUCCCUCUUCCUCUAAGAAGAAGAACAAAAAGAAGAAGAAGAAGAAGCCCAAUGACAAAGACCAUGGCGGGCAUAGUGAAAGUGAGUAUUGUAUUGUUGGCUUCAUCAAUAUCAAAUGCACACUGGCUAAUGAGUAAAUCACUUCAGGCCAUCGCCAUGGCGAUGGCAAACUGACAUUCACAACCAUCCCCUCCUCUCCUGAAGAGUUUUCAGACGCUCUUACUUCUCCCCCAUCUCAUACUAUCUCCCACCUGACAUCUCCGCAGGACUCAGAUGCUGAGGAACCAAAGAUGUCAACCGCUGAGACAUUCACUGUGUCGUUAGAGCACGAGAGCAACUAUCAAGGUAAGUGAACUUGGCUCAUGACGCAUGACGCGGGCUCCAUUCAAGCUCUGUCCGUUACGUCGACAUACCUUGCUAACCAGUUCGUAAGAUACUGAAGAUCCGCAGGAGAUCAGCCCUGAGGAGCAGCUCAGAAAACGUGUCGAUGCCAUCGCCUUACUUCGCGCUCGCGCUAGCUUGCGUCGCGCUCAAUCUGAGCCAAGCACACCAGGCGACUCGCCAGUGAUCUUGCCAAUCGUGGGCCCCAGCAUGGAUCUAAACAAAACCUUUUCCGAAGCUUCAUUGGACACUCCUCAGCAACAGAAGAAAAAGAAGAGGAAGAGGUCCAAGAACAAGAAGAAGAGGAAAAGAAAUACCGUUCCCGGUCUAGAGGAUCCUUCUACCGUGAAGAAAGAUGUCGAGCCCCCUCAUCUUUCUGCUCAGGAGACUUUGAAGUUGGAAUACAGUCCUUCUACCAGAGGCUGUCAAACCCCAGUUUCAGUUGGCUCUUCGGCCUUGCAGUCUAUCAGACGCGAGGAAGAGAAAAGUGAGAAGCUCACAUCUGAUUCAGAAGCCUCUAAGACAAUCGAUAUGGAAGGAACUGUGGAUUCCCUGGAGGAUUGCGCGUCUGACGCUCCUCAUAUUACAGAAAAUGACUUUCCACCCCUUCCUUCGACACCUCGGCAGUCGACCGUAGAACUUUCCAAGAAGUCUAAGGAUGCCGAGCAGUCCAUAGAGUCAGAACCCGCAAAUUUGGCUAGGACUACUCCCGAGAACGAAUGUCAGGGCAAUGGCUCGGAAUCGCUCCACCGAGAGUCGCAGCAAACUGCCUCUAAAGAAACCGUGAUUCCCCCUAUGUUGAAGGGCCAGGCCAACCAGGAGAGCGGUCCCACAGCCCUACCGAUACUCACACCCAUCCAUGAAACGGGCGAGUCCUCCGAGGGAGCUGAACAGGAUCGGACUGGUGUCAAUACUCCUGCCUCCGAACUUUCAAACACCGAGCCACCGAGCAAGAAAGGCAAGGAAAAUGAAGUUCAGGUCAUUGUCCCCGUCUCCAAAGCCCCAAAAACUGAGUCAUCAAGCAUCAAAGGCAAGGGGGGAAAAGAACUCCUAGCUGUCAAGAGCCAUGUUCAUCCUGCCCCACGACAGGGGCAAUCUCAGCCGCCUUCGGGCCAACGAAACACCGUAUCCAGCCAGAGGAGACCGCGAUUCUUCUGGCAGCUUGACAGCCAUGGUUUCCCAUGCCAGAUGCCAGAUUGCAAUAAGCGCUGCUGCCUGUGGGAUGGAUCUGUCGUCUGUCCGAGGUGUGGGCCGUUCUCGGAGGUCCGUUAUUGCAGCAAAGAGCAUCUCUUCGCCCACAUUAAACAGCACUGGCUAACAUGGUGCGCCAAAUUAGCGUUCAAAGAACCCUACGCGGUCAGUUGCCUUCCUACACAACUCGAAGAAGGAAUGCCCAUGAUACCUUGUCGUCACCAUUGGGACACCCCCGAGCGUCAGCGCCAAGCCGUACACUAUGCUAUGAAUACAACAGGCGAUUACUUUAUCUUCGCCGACUGGCUAGAAUUUGUAGCUGCUGGGAGCCCAGAAGAUAAAAAGACUAAGAACGAGUUGCGUUGCUCUUCCAAAGUAAUCCGUGCUGUCAGAUUCGACGAUCCUGCGGAGAAGGAUCGAUUCCGGCGUAUUCUCGCGAUAUGCCUCUUUAAUGCUCUUGAAUUCCCUGCCCUCGUUGGAUACAUGUUCCGCUUGAUACGGGACAAUCUUCGGGCACGUGGGGAAUGGAACUCCGUAAUCGACAAUUCACUGCAGUAUCAAUGGGUGGGCGAACAAGGCGAGGAGUUGGAUAAAUCGCUCAUCGGCGAAAGGCAUGCCUGCGAGUCAGAAUGGAAUGGGGCCUACCCUGGCUACUGUACAGAUGAAGCCUGCAAUAGCGAAUGUGGUAGAGAAAUAAGUGACUUCGGAGCGAGUACGGGCUUUCGCCAAUUGUGCGAGUUCCUUGAGGCCAACUUCUGGGUUCUUCGAGCAGCGAGGACCACCCAUCCAAAAGUUACCCAGGUUGCCGCACGGACGCGUGGCGAGGGUUUCCCAGGUGUCCAUGAAAAGGACAGGAGAAUGUUCCGACGUGGGCCGGGUUGGGAUGGUGGUGCAGACUGUGAACCACUGGAAAUCGAGUGGCCUAUGGUGAAACCUCUUGACCUCUUGGAUCAUGAAGGCAAACUGCUCGCGCCACAGUCUUCAGCCAGCCAUUGAUGGCCGUUCUGCGUCAGAAAGGAGGGUAAGAAAUGGGAUAUGGACAUUCGACGUUGAAUAUCGUCUGCUGGAUACCGACUGACUUUGGUUUCCCUUGGCUGUUUUGUACUAUUCCGCGUAUGAAUUCCAUCCUGGAUAUCAAAGUAGAAAUGGUGGGAAAGGAUUUGAAAGAAAGGGUAGAAAGAAAGAAA